This is a messenger RNA of Spodoptera frugiperda (fall armyworm), 1940 nucleotides long. RefSeq lists its product as uncharacterized. Bases 128 to 1333 code for a protein of 401 amino acids. NCBI's taxonomy places the organism in Eukaryota, Metazoa, Arthropoda, Insecta, Lepidoptera, Noctuidae. The record is from RefSeq and is a predicted model, not a curated record. The transcript is spliced from 7 exons.
UUUCGUGACCAUUUCUAUUAGGACUAGGACUGGUGAAAACGUGAAAUUUUAGUGGUUACAAAUGACAGAGGAAUAGAUUAAGUCGGUUAGUUCUUGUGUCACAUUCAAAAGAGAAGCUAGUUUAACAAUGUUAUCAAGAAAGUGGUGGUUAGUUUUGUCCGCGCUGGUGGUAGCUGCUUCGGCCACGACCAUCCGUAGGUUCAACCAGGACGAUGAUAUCGUUGGAGAAGAUGACGAGGCCUUCGAUGAGUACGACGAAUUUGAUAGUAACAACGUUACUAGUGUUGGCGGAAGAAAGGGAAAGAUAUUGUUUCCAUUCGUGAGUAUCGUGCGGUUCGCGAACACGGAGUGCUCGACUGCCAACUCUAUGAACGGCACGUGCCUCGCGCGGCGGGAAUGUAACAACCUUAACGGUACCAUCACGGGCACCUGCGCCACGAGGAGAGGACGGUGCUGCGUCGUGUCUCGUACUUGCGGAACUACGACGAAUGUGAACAACACUUAUUUCUCGAGCCCCGGCUACCCGGCCGCGUACGCCGGUGGGCCAGCCUGCUCCAUGAUCGUGAACCGUUGCAACGCCAACGUCUGUCAGGUAACCCACAAAUCUUACUCUGACGUCUCCGGUCACGGAAGAUUAAUAUCCGUAACUGGAGGCAACACCAUUGUGCCCCUGCUAUGUGGCGACCUCACUGGCCAGACUAUAUUCGUGGACUUCAAUGGGAACACGGCCAUCACCAUCGUGGUGAGUGCGACCCUCGCCACCACUUUCGCUAGAAGAUGGAACAUUAGGCUGGUUCAGCUUGGAUGCGACUGCCCUGGAAUAGCGCCAAACGGUUGUCUCCAAUACUACACUGGAAUAACGGGAACGAUUAACAGCUUUAACUACGGGACCGCGGCGAACACAGUGCUCAGCGCCUCCCUGGUGACGGGCACGCGGCAAAUUGUCAACUUGAACUACGGCAUAUGUAUCAGAAUGGAGGCCGGCUACUGUGCCAUACAAUAUUCACAGGUUGCAGGAGAUGCAUUCUCCUUUACAUUGACGGGGGACGUGGAGGGCGCUGACAACACGGUGCUGGGCACGCAGCUGGGCGCAGUGAACGGAGCCAACUGUCUCACCGACUUCGUGGUGAUACCCAACCCCAUAGUAGCCGCCACCGCCUUGGCUGCAGGCACUGACCGCUUUUGCGGACUUGGCUUCGUGCCUGUGCAGAGUGCAGCUAAACCAUUUGUACUGUACGUGGUAACAAACGCUAACGAGGGCGCGACGGCCGCCACGCCGCCCGAUAUCGCCAACAGAGGGUUCUCGCUAGCUUACACUCAGAUAGCCUGCUGAUCCACCUAACGUGCCUAUUGUAUCAUCAUCAUUAAAAAGCAGAACAAACAAGAAGUCAAAAGGACCAGAAAAUCUAUAUAAACCAAAAUUAAUCACCGAAAUAUUUUCUCGAAUGGCUGCACAAAAAUUUGACACCUCUAUGUUCCAUGAUAGAAAAGUUUCACGCAUUUAUUGCGAACAUCGGGCGGGAAGUAGCACCCAUGCGAAGCUGGGGUGGGUGGCUAGUAUCAUAAUAGAAAACAGUACUAAAAGCAGAUCAUUUUACCAAGUACUUAAAAGCUUGUACGCAUCUCAGGUUUCUAACAAACUAACUUGCCCUAUGCCAUUGUUUACAAGACAAAGGUAGACUACUUACAAGGGUGGACUCUUAAAAGCAUAUUGAAGGCUAUUGUCUAGGAAUCCCAUUCAAAGUAACAUGCAAUGCUACAGCAAGAUACAUAAUGAUGUAUAUACCCUGUAUACCUUAAUGCGUCAAUGUCUAGUGCAUAAAAAGGGUUAUUUGAAAGGAAGACUUUAACUCAAUUCGUAAUAUGUUAUCGUUUUCUUUUCGAAAUAUCAUAAACAUAUAGAUGUUAACGUUCUUAUGUUUAAGUUUAUCAAUAAAAAU